AUGUCCCUCUACGCACCCUUCCUGGACCCACGAGGACACCAGCGUGCAUGCACGGGGGAAGAGACCGGUCUCUCGAGGAGAGGCGCGCUGGGCAUUUAACAGCGGCGGUGAUGAGGCUUCAUUCAGUCCAGCUGUGCCUCAUCACACGCCGCCAGCCCGCGUUGAUCCCACGCCCCUCCUCUCAUCCACCCACUCCAGUCGGGAGCCUGGUGAAGGGCGGCGAAUAAGGGACGGGGUGGUGAUGAUGAUGAGGGGGAGGGCCACCGAUCCGUCACAAUAUAUAUAUAUUACAUAUUGUUUUAGUUUGUAAUUGUUAAAAAGGUUCAAAAAUUCCUUUAAAACUAAACUAAUAGCAUAGCUGUUUGUGAUGCUGCAAUGUGUGGUUUAUGUACUGUAUAUAGAUGGUCUGUAAUGACACAGUGGCCUCUGUAUGCUAAGUCUUUAAUGCUAGUGUGUGUAUGAAGUGAAUUUGACUCAUUUAUGAAGUAUAUUUGGAUUGGCAGGCCUAAUAGCUGGACAGUAAGAAGAGUGACGCUGCUUCUAAAAUGAAUCUCAGUGAGGAGACAGAGGAGGGAUGUUCUCAGUCCUGGAGAUCUCCAGAUCCCAGCUGUGUGUCUCUGAAGAGUAAUGUGUCCAAGGAGUUUUUGCCUCAUAAUUUCAAUGAUGAAGAGACCAUUGAUCCUAUAUGUGGAGUUUGUGAGCAGGUUCUGAGAGAUUCGGUUUCUAUCAGCUGUGGACACAGUUUCUGCAGACAGUGCAUCAGUUUUUACAGGGAUCAGUCCAGACUAUCAGAAGACUUUGACUGUCCUCAGUGCAGAAAAAGAUCCAGAACACCAAGAGGAUCCGGUUCUGUUGGUUCUGCUGACCUGAAGGAGGACACUGGAGACCUGCAGAAAUCAGAUGAUGAACUACAGAGAGUCAAAGACCAUCACAAAAACAGCAUGAAGAACAAAUACGAGAGAUUAUUUGAGGGACUGAACCUCCAGGAGAAUGAAAGCCUCCUGAACACGAUCUACACACAGCUCUACAUCAUAGAGGGAGAGAGUGAAGGAGAGAAUGAAGAACAUGAGGUUUUACAGAUGGAGAAAACAGCCAGAACAAAACACUCACAAGACACUGACAUCUUUAAAGCCUCCUCUGAACCAGGAUGUGAGGAGGAAGACCAGGUCAAGACUGUUCUUACUAAAGGCAUCGCUGGAAUCGGAAAAACCGUCUCUGUGCAGAAGUUCAUUCUGGACUGGGCCGAGGGAAAAGCCCAUCAGGAUGUAGAUUUCAUGUUUGUGCUUCCAUUUCGAGAGCUGAACCUGAUCCGAGAUCAUCAGUACAGUCUUCACAGACUUCUGCUGGACUUUCAUCCUGAACUUCAAGAUCUGGACUCAAAGAUUUAUGAGGAGUGUAAAGUUGUGUUCAUCUUUGAUGGUCUGGAUGAAAGCAGAAUCACACUGAUGUUUUCAGAUGCUCAGAAAGUUUGUGAUGUGACUGAGACUUCAUCAGUGGGUGUGUUGAUGUCAAACCUCAUGAAAGGAGAGCUGCUUCCUCUGCUCUCAUCUGGAUCACCUCCAGACCAAAUUGUUUUACUAUUUUUCAGUGUUGCUGGAUGUAAUCUCACUGCUCAGCAUUGUGAAAUAUUGGCAUCAGCUCUAUAAUCCUCAAACUCUGUCCUGAGAGAGCUGGAUCUGAGUAACAAUGACCUGCAGGAUUCAGGAGUGAAGCUGCUCUCCAAACUGUCAUCUGGAGAUACUGAGGUAUAUAAGAAUAUAAGGAAUAAUUUACAGUUAGCCUGUCAUAAUGUUAAUGUGUGUCUGUAGGUUGUCAGGCUGUAUGGUGACAGUUGAAGGCUGUGGUUAUUUGUCUUCAGCUCUGAGUUCAAACCCCUCACACCUGAGAGUAGGGCUGUCGCGGUUAAGGAAUUUCCCUUGCGGUAAUUUUGAGUGGCUUAAUAGCGCGGUAUGCGGUAUUACCGCAUAUAUUUAUAUAUAUAAUCUGUGUGUGUAUGUGUUACGAUGUAAGGAGGUCAUUCAGAAACCAAUAAAACCGAAACUAAAUCGCGUUGAAACAGGAAGUGAAGUAAACAGAAGAGAAUGACAAAAUAACGGUCCACAUAACAAAACUUAAACCUGACAAUAAGAUCAUUAGUAUAUUGUUAGCCUAUAACAGUUAGUUCUGAUCCUCAAAUCUGACUGACAAGAUACUUUUUCUGUUGAUAUUUCACCUGCGUGUUCUAGACGGGCUGUCAGUCAGUGCAGUUUCAUUGUUUCGCCUCAAGGUGGCGGCAAGAGACUGUCUUUGAGUGAAUCUUCAUUCAACUACACGUUCAAAAGCGCUGAUUCAUUCAGAGAUUUGUAAUGAAACACGCUGUUUAAAUCAUUUUAACUUUGAGCGCCACUUUUAAAGGCUCAGCUGACCAGCAGAGCAUCGAUGCUAAGACAGAUUUCGCUUUCCUUGGACAUGACAACCUAUUUUUACAUAUGAUUUGGCCUGAAGGACAGACGCAGGUAAUCGCACGCGAUCAGUCGAUCUCUCUCUCAUUCGCUGUCUGUUUAGGCUUGUUAAGUGCAAAUUUACUGAGCCUCUGUGCAAAUCAGCAUGAUACACAUUGUUAUCAUUACUAAUAUUCAGUACACAUGCACGAAGUGUAAAACAAGAAGGGCGUAACCUUACGAAAAAGAAAAUACUGAAAUAUCGCGGUUGCUGCGGUUGUUGCAUUUCUCUGCGGUUAUGCUCAUCAAUAGCGCGGUAUUGCGAUAUUGCGGUUAUCGCGACAGCCCUACCUGAGAGAGCUGGAUCUGAGCUACAAUCACACAGGACAAUCAGGAGUCCAGCUGCUCAAACACAAACUGGAGGAUCCAAACUAUAAUCUGCAGAUUCUCAAGUAUGUUGACAACUAUAGCUGCAUGAUUAAUGAGAACUAAUGUUUUGCAUGUCUUUUAUUUGUGUGUGUGUGUGUGCAUGUGAGAGAGAGAGAGAGAGAGAGAGAGUGGUGGGGGAAUAGUGUAAGAGAUUUGUGAUCUCUAUUCUAAGCGCAAAAUUAGA
This is a messenger RNA of Onychostoma macrolepis, 3033 nucleotides long. RefSeq names its product NACHT, LRR and PYD domains-containing protein 3-like. Lineage: Eukaryota; Metazoa; Chordata; Actinopteri; Cypriniformes; Cyprinidae. Bases 546 to 1646 code for a protein of 366 amino acids. The record is from RefSeq and is a predicted model, not a curated record. The transcript has 2 exons.